UCUGUACGCGUGCGCACGCCGCCGUGCGUUUGACGUUCCAUUUUCAAAAACUCGAAACGAUACGGUGUACACGUUCGUCUGUGGUCGAUUUAUGAAAAUUUUAAUUCAAACUUCAAAUGUGGAAGCAGUUACAGUUUGUGUGCCAGUUACAUUAAGAAUUGUAAAAUAAGGUAAUUGCGAGGAAUAGACAAGUGCAUGGCUAUUGUUUGCUUUGUUGACGUGCACCAGCUGUCAAAAUAUAAUACAGAUUAUCAAGGUACUUGUUGGGGGCAGUCACCUUACGAAUACAAUCAUUAUAACUUUGCAAAUGUUAUUCUUCCAUUGAGCUGACCAUUAGCGAUAAGGUCCACACCGUACUGGUAACCUACAUAUAAUAGUUGUACCAGAUACCAGCGAAAAUCAAGAUCCAAUCAUUGAAAAUUGGAACGAACGAUGACUGAUUAGACAUAACUGGCCACACGCCGACUCAUAGGCAGUUUAAAAAGAAAAAAUAAAAAACAUAAUGUGGCGGGAAACGGCGCCGAGUUGAUUCGAUAUUUGAAAAUGUCAAUGAGCGUCACUUAAGAAAAGAAAGAUGGCGCACAAAUUAAAGAAUAAUCAUUAUGUGGCUACGCACAGAUCUGGCGUAGAUUCGCCGUCGUCCGGAGGAUUUUUGCCGAGAGCAGCGUCCAGAGACGAAAACGACAGCCACCGAGCUCCUUCCGAAAGAACAUUAUCUGAAUAUACGACAAUGGACGAGAGAACCCGAUCGCCUUCUGGUGAACACAGAAAUGGUGAACACCGUAAUGGUGAUCACAGGAACGGCGACCAUCGGAAUGGUGACCACCGGAACGGUCGGCGGUCGCACCCCAACGGUUCACCACGCGCCGACUCUGGUUCCGAUGUGUACGUGACCAGUGCUGCCUACCGUCCACCAUCUGAAAUGAGUCGACAAUCGCGAGCUCCGCGCAGCGUGUACUCAUACAGAAGUGCGGUGGCGCCAUCUGUGGCGUCUACCCACAGAUCCAAAGUUUCGAGAAAGGCUGGUGUGAAAGUAGAUGCCAUGGCCGCUCCCAAUCCCUUCUGUCCGAACGUGAAGGGCAUGUGCUGUCUGAUGCUACUACUUAACCUGGGACUGAUCCUGGUGACGCUCGGUUUCGUCAUUGUGCUGCAAUUCUUCGAGCCUUUGUUUGUAUGGAUUUUGGGCAUAGUAUUCCUCAUAUUCGGCUUCAUCACGCUCCUCGGCAGCCUCAUAUACUGCGUGGUGCUUUGUCGAGAGAACCCUUACCCGAGGUAUCCCGACGACUUCUACUGGACUCAUCACUGGUCUAAAACCAUAGGCCCUUCGGAGAUCCACUACAGCACCAGCGAGAAACAGUACAGACAGAAUAACCACAACGACAGAUACAACAAAUAUAAUGGCAAAUAUUCAGACCGGGAAAGUGCUAAAGGCUAUUCUGAUAGAGAAAGCAAAUUGAGUAGGUACUAAUUCAUAUUAAUGGUAGUUAACAGGUUUAAUUCGUCUAUCGAACGCAGGGUUCGAUUUUUAAAAUGUGAUUUUACGGCCCGGGCACACUGUACUUUGGAAAUUUGUAUUUUUGGCGCGAAGAUCGUCGUGUCGCCAUAGAUAAAGAAUUACUUUUUAAAUGUGUGUAACCGGUUGGGACACAUUUCUGUAUAAAUUAAGAAAAUUAAUACUGUAGGUAUCUUAAUGUCAAUAUUUGAUAGAUAUUGAUAAAAAUAAUAGUAUUAUUAUAGAUACCUUUUUAAAGAUGUUAUAAGAUUACUGAUUCAGUAAAUAAUGUUAUUUACUUAAAUGCUUUACUAAUGUAUAAAUAAUAUAAACAUAUCAACGCUCUUAAUUUCCCAAAAUGGGGGGAAAUAUAAGUUUUCUUUUCAUUUAUGAUGUAUGAUAUGGUGCACUCACCAGCACUAAGUGUAUACGCUGGGCAAUGGUGGAUAACCAUAGAAUAAUCAAAGCAUGAAGCCAGGCCAGUCAUCUUAGUGGAGAAUUCACUAGGUAUCAUCUACGGCGGAACGCGGUUUUUUUUUAUUUAUUAUGCUUUGCGGCUAUGGCUACAAGUCCUUUCGAGCCCAAACAUAAAACAUUGCUUGUAAUGUAACCAGUCUUCAAUAAUAAAGAUACCCAAUACAAUAGUUGACAUAUAUAUAAUUAAAUAUGUUUUACAUUUAUUAAUAACUAGUAACAUUUUUGUCUUCCUCGAAGUACACGAACUUGUACGGUUAUAACAUUACAUGUAAAUAAUAAUUUUAUUGUAAUUAAGUAUAUUAGCUAACUCUUUGAAUUGAAUGCCAUAUUAAAUUAAUAUUAACUGUUUUUCAAAGAGUGUUUAUUUUAUAAUGUAAAUCUACUUAUACGUAAUAAAUGUAAAGGUCCAGAUUUUAUUCAUAUACAUUUUAUAAAGCUAAAUAACCUGGCCAGACGAGAGACGCCUCAUUUUUUCGGACCCUCAAAGGGUUUAAAUAAAUACAACAUAUAAAGAUAUUUUAUGUCCUUCGCGGAAUAACGCGGACAGAACUCUCGUCUGCAAAUGGCCUUCGCAAACUUAAACUGUAUACUAAUUUAAGAGAAAAAUGUUAGAAAAGAGAGUUUAAAAUGAAAGCUUUAAAGAUUAUGAACCCUUUUUGGUUUAGUUAAGACAGUUUAUUGCAUGCGAUUUAUAUUUAAGAUAAAUUUCAUUUACACUUUUAAAAAAAUGUACGAAUGAUACCAAGAAAUUAUGUAAUAAAUUUUUUUAUACAUUGCAAAAUCAAAUUCCAAAACCUAACCUAACCUAAUCCCCUAUACGUUAAUAAUAAAAACGUAUUUAUUAUUGAUACUUUAAACACUAAAGUAAUACUUGUACUUACCAUACCAUACCAAUGCUUUUUUGAAAUCUGAAAUAAACUACGGAUAUAAUCGGUAAUAAAAAAUAAUUAUAUUGUCUAUGCAUAAUUUUGUACUUACCAUUUACUCUAUUUCAGAUAAAUAGGUAAUAUUCUUUACCCUCAAUAAUGCAUAAAUUCUGAAAUAUUCCACAUAUUUGAUCGCAAUAAUUGUAAUGAUAUUAUAAUCAGUUCUAAUACGAUUGGUGUUAUAUAAUUUGAAUUGUCUAUGUACAAAAAAUGACCUUAACUCCAUAAUCUGUUAAUGAGACCAAUGUAUCUCUUUAAAAGUAAUUAUAAAAUAAAAUGCUACUUAACAGAAGCGCAUUUCAUUACACCCUUAAUAGAUAAAUGAUUUAUCUAUUACUAAAGUAAAAUAUUGAAUUAUAAGGCGGAAACAUAUAGUGAUUUAAAUAUAGCACAAUA
Molecule: messenger RNA, 3291 nt
Organism: Achroia grisella
Lineage: Eukaryota; Metazoa; Arthropoda; Insecta; Lepidoptera; Pyralidae
Exons: 8
Coding region: 575-1468 (297 amino acids)
Source: RefSeq, a predicted model, not a curated record